GGGUGGACAAGGAAGGAGCUCUCCUCCACCCUCCCUCGGUUUUCGCGAUUGGAGGAAACCGAGGAUACAUGAGCUACGUGGGGCAACCCAGGCUGUGCAGGAAAUGCACCAAGCCUGGGGAUGUGAUGGCCCAAUGCACUGCAGUUGUCUGCAAGACGGCGGGCCAUGAGACAAAGGACUGUCAGGCCAGCAAGAACUGCAACCUGUGCGGGGAGGCAGGCCACCUUUACAGGCCUUGCCCUAAAAGAGCCUGCACCUAUGCACAUGCGACAACAGGGGCUGCUGCCAGCACCCCCAGGGUGGGCGAGACACUCCCCACCACUGCCAAGACCCCAGCAGAAAGGGGGAACAGGGAUGAGGACAGCCCGACCACCUCGAGCCCCCAAGCGCCAGAAGGAGACCCCCAGCACCUUGCCCAGGAGGGAGAGUUGAUGGAGGAGGGGGAACAGCAGGAGAAAUGGAUGAUGGUGAUGUAUAAAAAACACCAGAAGGUUCAGCCCAAAGAGCAGAGGCCGGAAGGGGCUGGUAAGUCCAAAAAUAACCCCAAAAAAAGAUCUCUCUCCCUGACAGAAGGCAGCAACCUCUCCUCGUCGGAGGAUGAGUUGACUGUGAAGUCCCAACGAGGGAGGCAAAGGACGAAAACGGGAGGAAAAGAGAAAGGCCACGCCAAGCAUCCCCCAGGAGAUCGAGAGCAGAGCAGUGGCUGAGGGGCUCCAGCCCCAGGACAUCGGGAGCAGUGCAGCGGUCGAGGGGCUCCAGGCCCUGGAGACCGGGAUCAUCGCAGCGGCCGAUAAGGCCCAGCUCCGGGCGAUCAGGAACAUUGCAGGUGCCGAGGGGGGCCAGCUCCGGGAUACUGGGAGCAUUGCAGCGGCAGAUGGGCCCCAGCUCCAGGCGACCGGGAGCAGUGAAUCUGUCACCGUAACCCAGCCACAAGAG
Messenger RNA from Amblyraja radiata (thorny skate), 936 nucleotides. RefSeq lists its product as uncharacterized. The transcript has 2 exons. Gene Ontology annotation, biological process: activation of innate immune response. The record is from RefSeq and is a predicted model, not a curated record. The coding region runs from base 69 to 707 and encodes 212 amino acids. Gene Ontology annotation, molecular function: double-stranded DNA binding; zinc ion binding; RNA binding. NCBI's taxonomy places the organism in Eukaryota, Metazoa, Chordata, Chondrichthyes, Rajiformes, Rajidae.